This is a messenger RNA of Odocoileus virginianus texanus, 1578 nucleotides long. NCBI's taxonomy places the organism in Eukaryota, Metazoa, Chordata, Mammalia, Artiodactyla, Cervidae. The record is from RefSeq and is a predicted model, not a curated record.
AUGACAGCAGUGAAUGUGGAGGAGCUCCUGGCCCCUUUGCCAGGGUUCCUUUGCCCCUUCCAAGAUCUGUGCGCAUCUCCGCAGGAGGAACAUGGUGCUCAGAUAGAAAGACAGGCCCCGGAAGGGGAUUACACGUGCUGUGACUUGGUUGUUAAAAUAAAGGAAUGCAAGGAGAGUGAGCACCCUACCAACCCCGAGUCCGAGCCAGCACCGCCCGAACCAGCGCCCCCCAAGGACCCAGCGACCCACGUCCUGCCAGAAGACUGUUCCGAGAGCCAGCAAGGGCCCGAAAGCUCCCUGACCUUGCAGGAGGCCCUGGAAGUCCGCAAGCCUCAGUUCAUUUCUCGCUCGCAAGAACGUCUGAAGAAGCUUGAGCAUAUGGUCCAGCAGAGAAAAGCCCAGCGGAAGGAGAGCCUGGCUCCGAAGCAGAGUCUCCUUCCUGUCCGCGCCAACAAGAAGCAGUUCACCGUCCCCCAUCCUCUCAGCGAUAACUUGUUCAAGCCCAAAGAAAGGUACAUUUCAGAGAAGGAGAUGCACAUGCGAUCUAAAAGAAUCUAUAAUAACUUGCCGGAAGUGAGGAAGAAAAAAGAGGAGCAAAAGAAAAGGGUGAUCUUACAGAGUAACAGACUCCGGGCCGAGGUCUUCAAAAAGCAAUUACUGGACCAGCUCCUUCAGAGGAACGCGGUCUAACCACAGGCUGCCCCACCGACCCUCUACCUGGACCUGGGAUGACUUCAAACGCUGGAUAAACCAUUAAACUUAACCGUAUCUUCAUGACGUGAAACACAUAUUUUACUUUUGAUGUUUUUUUUUUCCCCCAUAAAGCAAAGCAUAGCUUCCUGAAUUGCUGACCUAAACCAAGCAGAAACGAUAACCGUUGAGGAAAUGGAUCUUCAGGCUGCAGUGGGGUAAUCAACCCAACAGAACCCACUUGAUACAGUCCUUUCAUUUUUUCACUUCUGAAUUUUACCUUUUGCUUCUGAUGUUUACCCCUACAAUUUCCACCCAGACACAAAAGCCUUCUAUGCUCUCACAGGCUUAGAUCCCUGGGGACUGGCUUUUUUUUUUUUUUCUUUUUCAUCGAAUUUCUAGGACCUAAAUACAUCACUUUAAAAAUACCAUGCCCAACUUCUGCCAGUUCUGCAAACUCCAGAUUUUGGACCGUUGCACAGUGUGUUUGAAACCCCUCUGGAUGUCUUACCAUUAAUACUGGAGGUGACUUUGGAGAUAGCCGGCUGCUCUGACAGAGACUGGGGACCUGUUUCUCGGUGACCUUGGGUGGUCAGAGUUGCCCCCACCACCCCCUCCCCACUCCUUGCACCUGUCUUCAUUCAGCAGAAGAGUCUAUAUCCACGGAAGCCAUGAGGGCAGAAUUGGCUGGAAAAGAGUUGCAGGUCACAUCAGUGUUUUUGGCAAGCCACCCCUCCCCAAAAGAGUUACACGGCUGAAAAUGGCCUGAAGGCUCCAACUCUGCCAUUUGAUCCUCCACCUUACAAUGUCCAUUAUUUAUAAAUGUGUUUGGGGAGUGAAGGACAAUAGUUUUACCAAAAAUGGAAAUAAAUGCAACUAUUACAAAAA